CGCGUCCUGCGCUCCGGUGGUUUCUUCAAAUAGUCCUUUGCCAGCUAGCCAGUCACUCCUUUCAAUCACAACGCUGUAACGCCAGCCCCGCACGCAAGCCAUGUCUUUCUCGAAUGCGCUUGCCUUCUCGACGAAGCCUGCCGCGCAAGCCGACAAUGCGCCCAACGUUAACGGCCUCGGCGUGGAGGCCAUGUUCAAGCAGAUCAUGGACGCUGUCCAGAGAUCAUCCUAUGAAAUUGCAGAGCUCCGGCAGGAGUGUGCAGAGUUGAAGCAAGCCAACGCGACUUUGGAGCGUCAGUUAAGAGAGGGCUUCCAGAACAACAAUAACAAUUCUCCAUACCGAACUCCUGGAUUCGUCACACCUGGAUUCGCUACCCCCGCGCCGGGGAGCCCUCAGCUGCGCGCGAAAUCCCCAUUCCUGAGCCCGAGCAGCAUCCCUUCCCUCGCCGUCCCCGCGUCCGUACACGUCCCCUCACCCCUGGGCGACCACGCCCUGACCGCCUUCCCCUUCGGCAUCCGCGAAAUACCCGGCUUCUACGUCGUCAUCCCCGCCGGUGGUGCGGGCACGCGCCUGUGGCCGCUGUCGCGCGAGGAGCACCCGAAGUUCCUGCUCGACCUCACCCUGAAAGGUCGGUCCCUCAUCCAGGCGACGUGGGACCGUCUCAUCCCGCUCUCGUCCCCCGCCCGGACGACCGUCGUCGCCGGCCCCGCGCACGUGAAGAGCAUACGCGAGCAGCUCCCGGAUCUCCUCGGGCACAACCUGUUCUGCGAGCCUAGUGCGAAGGACUCGAUGGCUGCCAUCGGUCUGGCCGCGGCGGUCCUGGCCAGGCGCGACCCGAACGCUGUCAUCGGCUCGUUUGCCGCGGACCACAUGAUUUCCGGCGACGAUGCCUUCUUGUCUGCGGUCGCUGAGGCGGUCGAGGUUGCGAAGAAGGAUUACCUCGUUACUAUUGGUAUUGCGCCCUCGCACCCUUCUACCGGGUUCGGUUAUAUCCGUCUGGGCGAGAAGCUUGAGGUACCGGAAGCGCCCAAUGCUAGGCUGGUCUCAAGCUUCAAGGAGAAGCCCGACGCGAGGACUGCCGCUGCGUACAUCGCUACUGGUAACUAUCGGUGGAACGCCGGUAUGUUCGUCGUGAAGGCCUCGUUCCUCAUGGAUCUGUUGAAGGAGUACAAGCCUGAGUUGCAUGAUGGCCUGCAGAAGAUCGCGGCUGCGUGGAACGAUGAAGCUCUCAGGCAACAGGUCCUCGAUGAGAUCUGGCCUAAGCUGGAGAAGAUUCCCAUCGAUAAUGCCGUCGCUGAACCUGCUUCGAUGCAAGGCAGGGUUGCGGUGGUGCCUGCCACCUUCGGUUGGGACGACGUCGGAGAUUUCUCCUCUCUCGCUGACCUUCUCCCGGCUGAGGCAAGCCAGCCUCGCGUACUCGGUGACAGUGGCCUUGUGCUGACGGAGCAAGUUGCUGGAGGCAUUGUUGUGCCGGGAUCUGGCCGUCUCGUAGCCUGCCUGGGAGUCGAUGAUCUCGUCAUCGUUGACAUGCCAGAUACUUUGCUCGUCACGACCAGAGCUCGCUCCCAAGAAGUCAAGCGCUUAGUUAAAAAGUGCCGUGACGCAGGAUGGAAGCAACUGCUUUAAGCAGGCCACAUAACCAGAAGCGAUGGUGCGGGUUACAUAGUGGAAUCUGGGUUGGGUUUUCUGGUUGGUCAUUCUCGUCUAAACUAUUGGAUUUGUGGACUUUAGCACUGGACACACUGCGAUCGGGAACUGUACGGGCUCGUCUUUAUUGUCUCCUUUCCUUCCCUACUGUAGUCAUGGAUGGACACGACUUCUGCGAUUUCUUGCAGACAUUCCUUAAUAAAUACCGUUUGCAUCGAGUGUGCGCAAACCAUGGGACUGGUG
Gloeophyllum trabeum ATCC 11539 is the source of this 1891-nucleotide messenger RNA. RefSeq lists its product as uncharacterized. Bases 101 to 1627 code for a protein of 508 amino acids. Gene Ontology annotation, biological process: GDP-mannose biosynthetic process. Lineage: Eukaryota; Fungi; Basidiomycota; Agaricomycetes; Gloeophyllales; Gloeophyllaceae. The transcript has 5 exons. The record is from RefSeq and is a predicted model, not a curated record. Gene Ontology annotation, molecular function: mannose-1-phosphate guanylyltransferase (GTP) activity.